Molecule: messenger RNA, 3197 nt
Organism: Spodoptera exigua (beet armyworm)
Lineage: Eukaryota; Metazoa; Arthropoda; Insecta; Lepidoptera; Noctuidae
Source: the annotation of a GenBank genome assembly
GGUGGAUUGGGCAAAGCGAAUACGAAUUAGUAAAUUAGUAGCAACAUCAAAUUUGUAUGUGGACAUAUUCAAUGCUUACUUGAGCAAUAACGACAUUUUUGCUGAUACUAGCUUUUUGUUGGAAUGCUUCACAAUGGGAGUGAAGUGAAUAAUGUUUGCGGUGUAAGGAUUUAUUCAUAAUACUUCGUGAAUUACCAGUGUGUCUAUGAGACAAAUUUUAAACAAUUUUAUUUAAAGUAAAUAAUAAAAUCAAUGUUAUUUUAACAAACAAAACCGUUAUGUGGUAGUAGUUAUGUUUAAACGUAAUGGCUAAUCGUUAUCGUUAUUCGACUUAGCGUUAUAACGUUACGUUUUUAGCUGGCAACAUCGGUACUGCGCAUGUCAAAUACGUCGCGUCGAAAAAGAAAACAAGAACAAUGGAAAUCACCACCGGUCGAUUGUAGUUCGUGUUGAAUCAGUUUUUAAAUGUAAUCCGCGUAUUAAACGUCUGAAACAUGACGGGUACUAUAAUUGAGAACUUAAGUGGGCGUAAACUCGCCAUUUUAGUGAGUUUUCUUAUGUUAUGUCAGCUAACAUGUUUUCUCAUCGGUGGUCUGGUCGCGCCCAUGCCUGCAAACGCUCAAAUAAUACUCGCAACCGUAUGCCGUGAUACUUCUACUAUGAAAAAUGACACGACGAAUUGGUAUUACAGUCGUGGGAAAGGAGCUUGUAAGAAAAUCGACCUUAACGAACCGCAUUACGAUUUGUCGGAGACGGACAUUGUAUUCGCAUUCCAAAUGCCGGGUCCGCGAGAAGGUAUGAUCCUAGACUACUCGCGGUGGCAGCAAAAUUUAAUUGGAGUACUACAAGUGGACAUAAAGUACCACUCUCAGAUUGAAAUGCUACCACGAAGCACUAUCACAAUCGACGCGCGAUUGGCUUACCGAAACAAAGGCGACCCAGAAGAUGUGUGGAAGUUCUACACUAAAUCCGUGGAGAAACGUAAUUUAGAUUGUGAUAUUGAUUUAAAAAGUGAAGAAUAUUUAUACAAUUGUUCAGCUAUUCCAUUGUUUGAACUCGGUUCUUUGUAUCAUGACUACUAUCUGCUCAAUGUAAGACUCCCUGUUGACUCACCGGAUAUGAACUCGGGUAUCGGACAUAUACAGGACAUGUGGUUGACUGUGAUUAACCAGAAUGGUGGGUUUACUAGGGUCUGGUUGUAUUUGAAGACAGCAUUUUUCCCUUGCAUCAUUGGUAUAUUGGUUUGGUUUUGGAGACGCAUCCACAUACUCCAACGAAAGCCAGUUUUACUUGAGAAAAUGCUUUUGAGCCUUGGUUUAGCUCUUUGUCUCCUAAAUAUGCCAAUCGAGUAUUUGACUUUACAUUAUGAUUUGCCGUUUAUGUUGUUAUUGAGUGAUAUCCGGCAAGGUUUAUUCUAUGCUACACUGUUUUCAUUCUGGCUUGUUUUUGCUGGGGAACAUAUGUUAAUCCAGGAUGCAUCGGCCCAAAGCUCUGUGAAACAGUACUGGAGACAUUUAAGUGCAGUUGUUUUGGGCUGCAUCUCCCUAUUUAUAUUUGACAUGUGUGAGAGAGGUGUCCAGCUUCGCAACCCUUUCUACUCUAUCUGGGUGACAGAUCUUGGAACUAACUUAGCUUUGACAUUCAUCAUACUGGCCGGGAUAUCGGCUGGAGUUUAUUUCCUAUUCUUGUGCUAUAUGAUCUGGCAAGUUUUCACAAACAUAUCCUACAAGAGACAGUCCCUACCUACUAUGUGCUCUGUGCGUCGUCUGCACUAUGAAGGCAUUAUUUACCGCUUUAAAUUCCUCAUGUUGGCUACCCUGCUUUGUGCUGCACUCACUGUAAUCGGUUUCAUUCUUGGACAAGUUGCUGAAGGUCAGUGGAAAUGGGAUGAGUCCAUUGAGCUGGAGUAUACUUCAGCAUUCUUUACUGGAGUGUAUGGCAUGUGGAACAUUUACAUCUUUGCAUUGUUGGUCUUGUAUGCUCCAAGCCACAAGAAGUGGCCAGUGGUUGAAAAUACUGCUGACACACAGAACUUAAGCGAAGAAAUGGAAUUCAGCCCCUUACCUAGCGAGAGAGCUAGUAGUGAGAUUUCUUCCCUAACAUCCUUCAUUAGGAAGACUACUAUUGACUAAUCAUGCCAAUUUACUAAUUCUAUCAAGUAAUUUUAAGUAACAUUUGCUCUUCCAUCUUUUUGAACCAUUUUAGAUUCCAACAUAAUGUUGGAAAUAAAAAUUGAGCCAAUACUGGCCAUAAACCGUCGAAAAUUCUUGCCUUUAUAUGGAUCCUUUGGCCCAAAUGUGUGUCCCAAUAUUUGAUUAUAUCCAACGUGUCUCGUAGACCAGGUUGCGUAAUUGGCCUUUGAAGUUUGCUUCUAAAAUACAACUUUACGAUAAUUUAUAGUCGUAAAUCUUCAAAUUUGUACGUUUAGCGGUCGUAAAUAGGAGUUCAGGCUUAUCGUAGGCGUUAAUUAGAUAUAGUUGGAGAGAAUCUCUUAGUAUAGGCAACAGCUAUAUUUAGCGACAGAGGUUUUUGUCUCGCCGAACAAUAUUUUGUACUCAAAUAUUUAACCGGAAAUGUAGUCUGUAUUUAUUUAGUCUUAUCGCUCGUUCGUACUUCGUAGCCAUGACUUAGCGGGCGAAGCAGUAACCAUUAGAUUUAAGAAUAUAUUUAAAGACUUACUACUUCUCACUAGUAGUUUUAAGUUUUUUCUCUUAUACAAAAUGAAAUGAUUAAUUGAACUGAUAUUUUUAUGAUUGUUUCUUUUUAAUCAGAUUUCAAUGUAUUCUCCUCCUUCCUAGAAGCCUUAGGCAGCUAAGAUUAUAUCGAGUCAUUCUAAAAAUAUUUUUAACAUCAUAUAACAGGUAGAUUGACCUUGAUAUUUCCAGUUUCGUGUCGAGCUUCCAAAAAGUAUUUUUGUUAGUGUGUAACCUUAUUCUGUGAUUUUUGUUUUGCAUUUUUAACUAAACAGUAUUGCUAGAUUAAAUAAGUUUAACGAUAUUGCCAGCUACUUAAUAAUUUAUGAUAUUAAUGUAAGUUUAAUGUGAAAUUAAUUUUGUAAUCUGUAGUUAAUAUUUGUACCCGUAUAAUAAAAUUGUAUUAAAAAUACGUGUUAUUUUGUUAUUUAGAACGCUAUUGAACAAAUAUUUCCUUUUAAACCCAGAUAGAAGGGACAAAAAUAUUUGAGAACGCGCUUUGCG